AUGCAAACCGCCGCCCUCAAGCAGCACUCUCGCUCCUCCUCUGAGCCCCGCAUCGGAGCCUCGGUCAAGAAGGCACCCAUCGCUGGAGGCUCAGCCACCCCAGCUUCCGCCCGGAGGCUGUCGACCCCCGUCGCCAUCGCGCGCAAGGAUGGACCCGUCAGUCAAGCUCAGCCUCCUCCUCGUCUCUCUCGAACGGCCAGCGCACUCGCGAAGGAGAAUGUCCCGUCCUUCGCUCGGCCGACCAAGGCCACAGCUGCACGCGCUCUCGUUGCAGCUGUGCAGAGGUCUCCGCCCAAGCCCCGAGCGGACGCGCCGUCUUCUGCCCGCCGUCCCAUCGCAGCCACUCCAGGUCUGGUACGCCGACCCGAGGUACAUGGCAAGACUGUGCCUCGCAAGGUUACCUCGGUCCCGGCUCCUCCCCGUCCAGCCGCUCGCCGUCCUACGGUUUCCCAGGUUCCGCGGCUCAGCUCUCUCAAGACGAGUCCUCGCCGUGAACCGCUCAAGAGCUCGUCUAGUCUUGAGAAGGGUGGGAAGCAGGAUGUGGAGGCGUGGUGGACCGUCGCUCCCAAGGUCAAUGCGAAGGUGGACAGACAGGACAUGGACAAGGAAGACGUGGUCGAGCCUGUGUCGGGCGUUCUGGCCGAGCUCAAGAACGACGCUGAGGUCAACACGCUCGAUGUCGCCCUUGCAGUCCCCGAGGAGUUGCUCGACAAGGAGCACCUCACGGAUCCGCUUGUGCAGGUCGAUGCAAGUGGCACACCAGGAUACGGAGAACCCAAGGUGGAGCCGACGACGAGUGGGAAAAAUCAUUUCGAGGACUCCAUUCACUCCGUCGAAACCACCGGAAGAUUAUCCACUGUGAAGAACACAGUCACCACAGGUGAAGAGUACAAGGUAGGAUCGGCAAUGAGUGGGAAGAAUCAUCUCGAGGACUCCAAGCGCUCUGUCGAGGCCACCAACGUAUUUUUGCAUGUGAAGAAUGCAGUCGUCGCAGUUGACGAACACACGGUGGGAUCUACAACAAGCGGGAAGAAUCAUUUCGAGGACUCCAAACGCUCUGUUGAGACCACCAACGAACUCUCUAAUGUGGAGAAGGGAGUCAUCGCCAUCAUCAACAUUAUCGAUGCCGACGAUGUACCAUCCGCAGCUUUUCCAGAGGUGAAGGACCUGGUUCCUCUGGAGAUGGCGGAUGUCCGCAUUAUUUCCGAGCGGCAGUCGAGCAAGGAUGAACGUCGCGACGAGGCUGACAAGACGGCGCCUGCAUCCACGAGGCCGGCUUGGCGUCCGACUGGCUUUCUGACUGUCCCGACUCCUAACCGGCAGUACGGCGGGCUCUCCAGACAGAACAUCCCGCGCAACGUCACGACCGCCAGGGCCCUGCAGGCGCGUCGUCACGUGGAGGAGAAAGCGGUCAGACCGGUGUACCUCGGCUCGACCUGGACACCUAGGAGCAAGCCCAUCGGCGCGAGGCGUUCCGUGGCACGCGAACCCGUCUUGGAGAUCCUAUCUGAGACGGACGAGGAUGCCAAGGAGGAGGAGCAGUCGCUUGAGGCUACCGAGCGUGAUGGGGCCGACAAAGCUGGCUUCCUCACGGUGCCUACUCCUGGCUGGCAGCAUGGCGGUCUUUCCAUGCGAACCGACUCGUGCGACAUCACGACUGCUGGGAGAGUGCAGGCGCGUCGUCGCGCGGAGGCGAAGGCGGUCCGGCCGGUGUAUCACAGUUCCACCUGGACAUCCAAGGAUAAGCAGGCCGGUCCGAAGCCUUCGGCAGCUCGCGAAUCCGCCUUAGGGACACUGACCGAGGCGGAUGAGGAUGCUGAGGAUCAGGACCAGUCAGUCAACAAGCCGGAGGACUUCGAUAUUCGGGGAGAAUGCUCGGUGCAGAUCAUCACCGAGGGCACUACUCAACCUUCAGAAGACGACAUGGUGGCCUUCCAGCGCCUGUUCACCGCCAAACGCUAUGAGGAUGAGUAUGACGAUGACGAGGAUGAGUAUGACGAUGACGAGGACAAGGAGGAAGAAGAGGAACAAAGCUCGCAAGAUCUUGACGUGAUUCAAGCUUGUGAGCUUGGCGACAUCGCGACCGAGCAGCUUCAAGGCGACCAUUCUGAACACGAUGAUCUCCACAUCCUUGGACGUAUCGGUGCGGCCUUUGGUCGGGACGAAGAUGACGGCGAGAUGGAACCGGAAUCAGCGGAGCACGCCGCUGCCGUCGGCACCGUCAUCGAGGCGCAGCACGUGUACGGCUUGGACUUCGUGCAGUGGCAUGGGUUCCAGGCUCUCUGGCCUUAUCCGGGACAGUGGCACGACAAAGGCAAGGAGUGGAUCUUCGAUUGUUCAACCUGCGGCGUCCCUAAGGAGCUCUUCAUGCACGACGGUCGCGAUGACACCAUCGGCCGCCCUGUCACAGUCCAAGUCUUCGGGCGCGACAUGCAGCCUGCAUCCCGCGUGAUGCAUACUCUUCAAGCCAGUGACAUCCGCGAGGUGGCAGUUCCUUUGCCUCAGGUGUGCAAGGUCGAAUUCGCAAAUGUUCCGGCGGACGGCAACUCCAUGGAUGGCUUUGUCUCAUGGCCUCUAUGUGUGGCGGGCUACCCUGGCGCACCGUACGGGUGGCUUGAAAGGGGUAUAUUGAUAGGGACUCGGACAGGACUCGAAGGUGACAUAGACGGCGCGGAUGCCGACGAACAUCCUCGGGUUGGACUACCAAGAGACAAGAUCGACAAUGGCAAGAAGGACGACGGGAAGGACAAAUAUGACGACGGUGACGGUGGCGACUUGAAUGCCGAUGCUUGCAGGGUUUGCUGCUCCGGCAGUGUGGAGGACGACUAUGACUGGGAGGAGGAGAUCAUUGCUGCGUAUGAACAGACUGACUCAGAGUUCAUCGCAAGUGGCUCUUCGGACGGCUUGACAGUUGCCGUUGUUGACCUUGACAGCCCGCCAUCCGUUGUCGUGCAGUCCACAUCCGGCGCGCAAAUUGGGGCACUUUUUGCUGGAGAUAGAAUGAGACAUGAGAGUUCGACGAUUGAUGUGAUAACGCCAUCAACUGCGGGUUCUCUGACGGCUGCUGCACCUGAGCGACCAAAAGAAGCAUCGGCUCCUAGGCGAGGUGGCUUUUGGUCAAGGCUUUUCAGGCGUUCCUCUCCGCGUUCCUCUGCAGGGGAGGAUUUCGUUCACGGCUCUGGCUCUGAGAGACCGAGUAAAGACAUGACCACGGCGAUCUUCCCUGCGGCUACUUCCGAGCUCCCGAUCGGCAUUGUUCAAGAUAGCUAUAUCCUGGAGGAGGAUGAAGAGAUCGCACGGAUCACUGCCGCAGAGAAGGGGAAAGGUCGUUUGAUUGAGAAGGACGACGAGAAGCAACCGGAACCUGAGCCUGCUCCAGAGCCCAUCUCGUCAUGUGAGACUGUUGAGGAGAAGAUCGUCGAGGACGAAGUUUUCUUUGCCUAUGAUCCGGAUAAUGCGUCUGAGUUUCUUGAAGGCGAUUCCACAGGAUUCACGAUGGUUUCCACCACUGGCUAUCACAGCCCGCCUCGCCCUUGCGUGUGCGCUCAAGCGGAGUUUGCUCCGCUUGCAUCGCGCGCAAGGCUGUCCCCUGCCCGGGAUGAGAGUGGGCUGGCGAGCCUCACGGCAAACAGCGAGAUGAAAACGGCCUCCCAGCUUGAAGAGUCUUUGUCCAUCGCUACGUUAAACACGCCGUCAGCACCGCCAGCCGCAGGUCAGACACACAUCGCUUCUGUCUACACAUCAGCGACUGCAACAUCUGGCCCGGUGCCUGGAAACCCAACGUCGACCUCUUUAUCGAUGCUCUCGCAGCCGACCUUCUGGCAACGUCUGUUGGGUCGUCAAUCCGCAAGUGCCUCUCAAGAGGAGUCUCUCGACUCUAGUGUGGCUGUUCAUCGCGCCUCGAGUCUGUCUGACUCUGCUGGUUCUUGCAUCAUGACCUCUCCCGCGUCGACUGUCGAUGAUUCGUCUUCCUCUGAUUCGUCUUCUAUGAUCUCUGGCAACUCUUCCUCGAUGUCUCUGCCUCUCGUUUCUCAAUCCUCGAGCCCUGUGCUCUCGAGCUUCUGGUCUCGCAUUUUUGGACGUCGUUCUCCGUGCCCUUCUGUCUCAGCUUGCCGUGAUUCCGUCAACGUGGUACCACCGGCUUGA
Molecule: messenger RNA, 4146 nt
Organism: Laetiporus sulphureus 93-53
Lineage: Eukaryota; Fungi; Basidiomycota; Agaricomycetes; Polyporales; Laetiporaceae
Exons: 11
Coding region: 1-4146 (1381 amino acids)
Source: RefSeq, a predicted model, not a curated record